Molecule: messenger RNA, 1895 nt
Organism: Carassius auratus (goldfish)
Lineage: Eukaryota; Metazoa; Chordata; Actinopteri; Cypriniformes; Cyprinidae
Product: 3-oxoacyl-[acyl-carrier-protein] synthase, mitochondrial-like
Exons: 3
Coding region: 120-1505 (461 amino acids)
Biological process (GO): fatty acid biosynthetic process
Cellular component (GO): mitochondrion
Molecular function (GO): 3-oxoacyl-[acyl-carrier-protein] synthase activity
Source: RefSeq, a predicted model, not a curated record
UAUAUUAUGGAAAGCAGCAUGAACCGGAAAUCAGCCACUGUCUGUGUCUGUUUACUUAUCCACGUGAAUACAAUGAAGAUCUGAUGUGACCUCAGUCCUCCCAGCACAGGUUGGUCACAAUGUCAUUGAGAUGCUGUCAGAAGAUGUUAGUGAGACUCUAUGGUGGCUCUCUGUCCACUGUGAAGAGCUGCAUGUGUUUGAGACGCUACACUAGAGCAGCUCAGAGUCACAGGAGGGUGGUGAUCACCGGCAUCGGUCUCGUCUCUCCCCUCGGGACAGGGAGUGCUCUGCCAUGGCAGCGUCUGAUUGGUGGAGAAAGUGGUUUGGUUGCUUUGGACCCAGAGGAGUAUAAGACAGUGCCAUGUAAGGUAGCAGCCCGCGUGCCGAGAGGAGAUAAACAUGGAGAUUUCAAUCAAGAGGUGUUUGUGUCCAAAGGAGAGCUCAACAGCAUGUCUCCAGCUACAGUUAUGGCCAUCGGUGCCGCCCAGCUGGCUCUUGAGGAUUGCGGAUGGUUUCCCAGAAGCCCUGAGGAGCAGCUUAGCACCGGUGUGGCGGUCGGGAUGGGUAUGGUGUCUCUGGAGGAAAUCGCUCGGACGGCCUCGGCCUUUCAGACACGCGGCUACAGCAAAGUCAGCCCAUUUUUUGUCCCCCGUAUCCUGGUCAACAUGGCCGCGGGACACAUAAGCAUCAAACACAAACUCAAGGGUCCCAAUCACGCCGUGUCCACAGCAUGCACCACAGGAGCUCAUGCUGUUGGCGACGCGGCUCGUUUCAUCGCUCACGGUGAUGCCGAGGUGAUGCUCGCCGGUGGGACGGAGGCCUGCGUCAGUCCGCUGUCCAUCGCAGGGUUCGCUCGUGCUCGGGCCCUCAGCACCAACUGGAACCAGGAGCCCAGACUCGCCUCACGCCCGUUUCAUCCAGACAGAGAGGGGUUUGUGAUGGGAGAAGGGGCAGCUGUGCUGGUUUUAGAGGAAUAUGGACAUGCCAAGCAGAGAGGUGCACGGGUGUAUGCUGAGGUGCUGGGAUAUGGACUCUCUGGAGACGCCAGCCACAUCACGGCUCCAACCGCAGAUGGAGACGGAGCCUUUCGAUGCAUGUCUGCUGCUCUCCGUGAUGCUGGAGUGUCUCCUUCAGCCGUGACGUAUGUCAAUGCUCACGCCACCUCCACGCCGCUCGGAGACGCCGCAGAGAACGCCGCCAUUAAGAGGCUGUUUGAGCAGCAUGCGUACUCACUGGCCGUGUCCUCCACUAAAGGUGCGAGCGGUCAUCUGCUGGAAGCCGCCGGCGCACUGGAGGCCGCCUUCACUGCCCUCGCGUGUCACCACAGCGUCCUCCCGCCCACACUCAACCUGGACCGCACCGAGCCAGAGUUUGACCUGAACUAUGUGCCCUGCACAGCACAGACCUGGAGCUCCAGCGGACGCAGAGUCGCUCUCACCAACUCAUUCGGCUUCGGGGGAACAAACGCUUCUCUGGUUCUCGCCAGCGUUGAUCAAAUCCACUGAUAUGUCAGUAUGUAAUAUUGACCUGUUGUUAUAUGAAUCAGUAACAGAGGUUUAAAACAUUUAUCCAUAAAAUGCAGAUGUUAACAGCUCUUCACAGUACUGUAUUCUGUACACUGUUUUUAUCAGUAAAUGUGUUCAGUUGUCACAUGAACUCAUUGAGUUGCUUAAUUCAAUUUAUUGAAUUCAUUUUAAUUUCAAAUUAAAUUGAAUUAAGAACAGUAAGAAGCAUAAUUAAGAAAAAAUGCCUUAAUUUAAUUAAGUCAAGUUGAUGGAUAACAAUCCGUGCACAGAUUUGAUAGUAAAUAUAUCUUCAGACAUUUUGACAGAAACUUGCAAGGUUAUUCUUUGCUUGUAUACACAAUGUCCAAAAUAAAAUUGCUAUUAAAAAGA